CGUGUGGAGGUGUGAAAAAUUUAGUAAACAAAACCUAAGUUAGACGUUUUUCUGUGCCUGUCCAUUUGAUCAUGAGAAAUCAAGUGUGUACGACCAGCUAGGAUACUGUCAUGGAUCCGAAUAGAACUCUGGAUAGUUUCCGUAAUGAUUGGAAGAAGGAGCUAGAUGAAAAAACAACGGAGAAGAGAUCAGUGCCAUUACCAACUGGUUGUAAAUCGUCUGCUGUUGCACUUGCAGCCAAAAGCAAGCCCAUCAAGCCUGAUCAUGAAGGACAAUCCCAGCCUGAUCAUGAAGGACAAUCGGGUAGAUCGUCGUCAUUUACGUUACUGGAAAGACCGACAGCAAGUUCCUCAAGAAAUCAAGAAAAUUUUAGAUUCGCAAGCAAAACUAUUUGCCAACAAUGCUCUCAGUCUCAAAAUCAGAAGCAAAAAGAGAAAGAAUCAGUCGGGGUUUUGAAUUAUUUAGGUUCAAAUGAAAACACUGACCAAGCUAAUACAUAUUACCCUUUUAAUAUUGUGCAUAAUUUAUUGAAUAAAUCAAAUACGUCUAAAAAUUUAAGUGAUGAAGAAAGGCAUGAAGUGGGUGACAUCAAAUCCAGAGCUGACAAAUGCCAUCUCUGUGGUGGGACUGUUGAAAAUGCUCAUAGAUUAAAGAGAUCACGAAAUCUGUCAAAAGAAUCUAAAAGAUAUGAAAAAGAAAAAAUUGAGGAUGUUUUCAAACGACGAAGAACUAAAAGUGAAAACUUUUCAAAAGAAUGCCUGUUAGAUCAGUUUUUAUUAGACUUGAAUGAGAUUGCAGAAAUACCCUUCUUUGACAUAUCUCUACCUCGUGAAGUUGCAAUGAAGAUUUUCAAACAUCUUGGUCUGAAAGAUUUAUGUAGAUGUUCACAGGUGAGCCGUAGUUGGCGGAGUCUAGCUGAAGACGAACUGUUAUGGUGUAAUCUCUGUCACAGCCUGGGAUACGAGGAGGAACAUGUGACAAGGGACCGGGGUCAGUGGAAGGCCAUUGUCCGAGAAAACAUCACAAAAGACAAGCAGAUUGUCUCCAAUUGGAAGAACCGUACGGGUAACCAGACGUCUUUGCAAUAUGUCCAGGGAGGGAUUCUGUGUGCUGUUAACGCACAUGACAACACGGUGGUAGCAGGGUACUCUAAUGGGGAGGUGAAGAUGUGGGACCUUGACCUUGAAGAAAGCUGUAUACUGAAGCCUUCCAACAAAUCCCUGCUCAUCAACGAGGGACAGGAAAUAGGCACGAUCUCCAUCGAGGUGUCACAUGUAGAAGUUACUCCAACAUUGGCUGUAGCACGAUAUAGACAAGGUCACUUGGACAUUUGGAGACUGACGGAUGAUACCAAUAUUAAUCCUGUCCUUACAAUACCACAAGAUACUAAUGGCCAGCCAAACACAUUCUGUGUUGCCAAGUCAUGUGACAUGGUUGUCAAGGGUAACGGUAUGGAUGUCAGCGUCUACACGUACACAGCAACAGGUUUUCAGCUCCAUAGCAUGUUGAACCGGUACUCUGGAAAACAGGUAUCACACCUAAACAUGUUGGAGGUCAGAGCCGAGGAGCCCCAGGUAUUCAUCACCACACAGACAGGAGAGCUGUACCUUCACCGCCCCGGGGAGUCAGCGGAGGAAAUGAAGGAGUACACAAACCACCAGGACCUCUUCUGUACCGGCGGGACUGUCAGCUGUGUGGACCUCAGACUGGACCCGGCCAUGAUAGCUGUAGGACAUGCCACAAUGGGUACCGUAUAUGACAUCGAAACAGCAAAGACAGUGAGAUUGUUGUCAGGCCACAUGCACAUCAUCACCUGUUUAAACCUGAUAGACAGUCCUCCAUACCAGGUGGUGACAGGAAGUAUGGACAGAAGGAUACGGAUAUUUGACCUGAGGACAGACCGGACUGCAGCUGUGUUAUCAGGUCAUACAAACUACAUAACAACAGUUCAGAUGGAUGAUUGGAAGGUGGUGUCGGGAGACGGAGGAGGAUUUGUCAGCGUGUGGGACCGUCGUAUGUCCACUAAGCUUUGGGAAUGGCACAACAGACAUCCAGUUGGAUAUUGCCACUUCUACAAGCAGCGUCUUAUUUCUGGCAAUAUUCCAGCCACAACUAAAGAACUUUGUGAUGAACAUUUGGCUCAUCGAAGGUUCCGGGGAUCUCUGAACGUAUGUGAUUUUUCUGCUGACCUGACAACACAAGACCUACCGGAGAUCUGUCAUUCAACUUACGACGAACCAGAGGCAUAUAACUACAAUAUUAGACUGGCUGUUCCCUACGACAACAUCUGACUGGUGUCACCAUUAGAAAGUGUCAACUUGUACUGUGAAUGGAUAACUCAUGUUCAUGGAUAUUUACUUAGGGACUUUACCCCAAAUACCAAUAACACAACUAAAAAAAACGAGGAAAAAAAUAGCAAAAAAUUCAUCAAUUCUUGUACGUGGACACUGUGAUAUCCAAAUUGUUUUUGAAUGGUUUAUAAUUUUUUUGAAGUUAUUAGAAUUUUUUUACAUGAAUUUUCAUCAUGUUACCUUUAUUCGCUUAGAUUGUUUAGAUUUUUUCUAGAUUUCGUAAUCUAAAUUGUAUACAUGUUUUUUUAGUGGUAGGUCUGUAACUAAAGCAACACAUAAUAUGGAAUGACUUCAGCUAGCUGGAUGUCUUUGUGUGAGAAACAUACCUUCAUGCAGACUGCUUUGUGUACAUAAUUUAUCAAGUCAGUGACCCAGUGAUCCAGUUAAGGCCAGGCAUGGUAAUGAUCAGCGAUACUAGGAACUGGAAACCUUGGAGUACUCAGACAAUUUCAUGUAAUAUGACAGAAAACAUUUCAAUGUGAGAUUUCGUCUGACUUGGUAUGUGGAGACAGUGAAGAAAGCAUGUCUCCAUCCCUGGACAUAAGGAGACUUCGUAACCUGUUAGUAUCACACAUUAAUUUCAUAGGUCAUAGAACUUUGUAUAGCUUAUCCUAAAUAUAAUUGAUAAACAACUCAAAGGGCACUGUCAACUGUGGUUAUUUUUUGGUUUUUUAGUUAAGUACUUCACUUCAAGACAAAAUGAGCCAAAUAAUCUGAGAACAAAAAAAAAAAAAAAAAAAAUUCAUAGGUCAUGCCAUAAUUCAUUUAUAUUAAGAGUUGUGGCUCUUUAUCAUUUUGAUAUCAAAGUUUGUAUAGAACUUGUCCAAUAAAAGUCAAUGGUACAUAUAUUAAAAACAUCCUUCUUUAAUCCAUGUCUGUAGUCAAUUUUUAAAUGCUUUAUGCUGUGUAAUGUAAAUGUGCUAAAAGCCAGUGUUUUUGUGAAUGAAAAAAUAACAGUACACAUUUCAUAAAAAAACUUUUAAAUUUAUUAUAUUAUCUAUCAAUGAAAUAAAAUAAAUAUUUCUAGUAUAA
Messenger RNA from Pecten maximus, 3383 nucleotides. Its product is annotated as F-box/WD repeat-containing protein 8-like. Gene Ontology annotation, cellular component: preribosome, large subunit precursor. The record is from RefSeq and is a predicted model, not a curated record. The transcript has 11 exons. Gene Ontology annotation, molecular function: protein binding. Lineage: Eukaryota; Metazoa; Mollusca; Bivalvia; Pectinida; Pectinidae. The coding region runs from base 111 to 2291 and encodes 726 amino acids.